AUGGUGGCCUCAAAGCCCCUCAGCCUGGCAGGCAGCCCGCUGGCGCUGAUGCUGACGGGGGUGCUGGUGCUCGCCAGCCUCAUCUCCAUCAUCUUCGUAAGCGGAGGGAACCACUUCCCGGGACCCCUUUUCCUCGGGUUUGUGGUGUUCUCCUUCACCUCCGUCGUCGACUUGCUCAUCUCGCUGGAGGAGGAUGGCUACAUCUCUGGCUUCAUGGAGGUCUACGUCAGAGAGGGCGAGCCCUACCUGCGCACGGCGCACGGCAUCAUGAUCUGUUACUGGGACGGCAUCGUCCACUACGGGCUCUACCUCGCCAUGAUCGCGGCCAUCGGCCAGAGGAAGAGCUACAGGAACCUGGGUCUCUUCUGGCUGGGCUCUCUGAUGAUGAGCAUCGUUGUCUUCCUGCUUGGGAACUUGAUAGGGAAAUACAGCUCCGACCUCAGCCCUGCCUUCCUCCUCAACCUGCCCUACCUCCUCAUCCCCAUCGGGGCUGGGGUGAGGCUCUUCCAGCAGCCCAAGGCCCUGCCAUGCCUCAGCCCCGAGAAGGUUGCAGAGGAGCAACGCAAGCACCUGUACCAGCGGCCCCAGGACAUGGGGCUGGUCCUGCUCCUGCUCCUCACCGCCGCGUUCACCUUCUUCAGGGGGUUG
Molecule: messenger RNA, 648 nt
Organism: Fulmarus glacialis (Northern fulmar)
Lineage: Eukaryota; Metazoa; Chordata; Aves; Procellariiformes; Procellariidae
Product: transmembrane 6 superfamily member 2-like
Exons: 7
Biological process (GO): lipid homeostasis; regulation of lipid metabolic process
Cellular component (GO): endoplasmic reticulum-Golgi intermediate compartment membrane; endoplasmic reticulum membrane
Source: RefSeq, a predicted model, not a curated record